Molecule: messenger RNA, 959 nt
Organism: Jaculus jaculus (lesser Egyptian jerboa)
Lineage: Eukaryota; Metazoa; Chordata; Mammalia; Rodentia; Dipodidae
Gene: Cisd1
Product: CDGSH iron sulfur domain 1
Exons: 3
Coding region: 76-402 (108 amino acids)
Biological process (GO): regulation of autophagy
Cellular component (GO): mitochondrial outer membrane; intracellular membrane-bounded organelle
Molecular function (GO): 2 iron, 2 sulfur cluster binding
Source: RefSeq, a predicted model, not a curated record
CGGCGCGCCUGGGACUCCGCGGUCGCUCCUGCCGGCUCCCGCGCGCCGUCCUGCGCCCGCCCGCCCGGCCGCGCCAUGGGCCUGAGCUCCAAUGCCAGCGUGCGAGUUGAAUGGGUCGUCGCAGUCACCGUUGCUGCCGGGACGGCCGCACUUGGUUACCUAGCUUACAAGAAAUUCUACGUCAAAGACCAUCGUAGCAAAGCUAUGGUGAACCUGCACAUCCAGAAAGACAACCCCAAGGUAGUCCACGCUUUCGACAUGGAGGACUUAGGAGACAAAGCUGUGUACUGCCGUUGCUGGAGGUCCAAAAAGUUCCCGUUCUGUGAUGGGUCCCACAUAAAGCACAAUGAAGAGACCGGAGAUAAUGUGGGACCCCUGAUCGUGAAGAAAAAAGAAACUUAAUGGACAGUUGUGGCACAGAACACAGCCUGUCCUCACGUCACCUGAUUGUUGAAUUAGAAACUGCCACUUCCACCUGACCUUCCCCAGGUUCUAGGGUGGUACAUCAUCGCUCACUUCAGCUUUUCCCACUUGUGACGUUGGCCUUACCUGUGGAAGCAUCGUGGUGCACCUUUGUUUAAAAAAAGAAAAAGGGAUAAAUCAACCUCAUGGUCUGCAGGUUAUUUUGGUCAUGUAAGGAUCCGUUUCUUUAAAUUUAAAAUAAUGGUCUUAGAAUAUAGUUGUCUAUCGAGGUUAAUGUAUUAAAUUAUUCUCAACAUCAUGUAUGUGGAGAUGGUACUUAUAAAUUUCAAGGGAAAAUUGCCACCUUACAUCACUUAGUUAACCUGGAAAGUAAAUACAGUGGUUAUUACAGCAUAGGAAAACCUGUUCUGAUUUUUGUUUCUUCUUGACCACUGUGGGAGUGGCAUUAGUGUGGCUUCUAUGAUUUUAAGGUUUUCAGUCAAAUUGACUAUGACUGUUGCUCAGUCAGCCCCAUCAAUAAUAAAGGGAUGACCCCA